Molecule: messenger RNA, 3599 nt
Organism: Trichogramma pretiosum
Lineage: Eukaryota; Metazoa; Arthropoda; Insecta; Hymenoptera; Trichogrammatidae
Gene: nanos
Exons: 3
Coding region: 338-1021 (227 amino acids)
Biological process (GO): oogenesis; negative regulation of translation
Cellular component (GO): perinuclear region of cytoplasm
Molecular function (GO): zinc ion binding; mRNA binding
Source: RefSeq, a predicted model, not a curated record
GCGCUGCAGUUUUCUAUCACAGCUCGAAGACGUCGCGACGGUGUCCCUUGGUGUUAUCGAAGCCACGCUAGCUCGCAUUAGUCAGUACACGCUCGUCGACUCGACUUGAUCAGCAGCCUUGUUGAAUUUACGACUGUGUAUUCACACUAACGCGUACACCGGUUAUCUAAAAUCGAAAACAAAACUUUUUAUAAUUGUCUUGCUGAAAUAAAAAAACGCGAUCCAAUUGUAGCCGCACGUAUCACAGUUGCUAUCGAGCUGUUAGCAAUUUUCACCGCGAUCGAAUCGUCAACGCUCUAGACUUUUGCAACAGUGCAAAGAAAAAGCAAGACUUGUAAUGGCGACUACAGCAAGGAUGUUCAACGCUCCGCCGAUCGGAAUGACGCACCAGCAGAGCUACUUGUUCAACCCGAUCUUCUACGACUUCUACAGGCAUCCCGCAGCAACCGGUGGAUGCAAGCCCACCCUCGACUUCGCCAACAGGACCCUGAACCCGCGUCAACUCAACAAUAACCAUCAGCACGUCCAGGAGAAGGGCGAGUACCUGUUCUCGUCCGUCUUUGGCUAUCCAUUCAAUCCAAGCCUCUCCGAGGAGUUCGACAGGCUCUUCCAGAACAGCACGUCGCCGACAAAGUCUUCCAACUGUGAUAAUGAAAUCUGGGAAGAAUUCAAAAGCAAUGGCAAAGAUUAUGAAUACUGUCCAGAUCAGGAUGUUGUACCUGUUGUUAUUCAUAAGAAAAGAAACAAGAAACCUCUGCCAACUGAAUGUGUUUUUUGUAAAAACAACGGAGAAGAUGCUAAAAUUUACAAAAAUCAUCUUCUGAAAGAUAACGACGGAAGGAUCAUGUGUCCCAUUUUGAGGAGAUACACUUGUCCCAUUUGCAAAGCAAAUGGUGAUAAGGCUCACACCAUCAAGUACUGUCCUAUCAACUCGAAUAAGCACACCCAACAAUUAGCAUCAAUGAAUGCUUUGAAAGCUCUUCGAAAUUCCUGUGGACGACGUCGUAGCCCACCCAAGUAAAUCAUCCAGGUUUAUAGAUUUUUUAAAUUAGUUGAAUAAUGAGUUUUUUUUCUAACAUUUUUAUGAGUCAAAUUAACGACAAUAGAACAUUUCUAUUAUAAACUGAUCACGUGAGAAUGGUUUAUAUCUCUCAAAUUACUGUAUAUAGUUGAAUUUUUUUCUACCAAUAUUAUGGUAACUAAAGAUUAUUGAGACUUUGAUAAAAGUAUUAGCUUAAACUUAGCUAAUAAUUAUAGAUCAUGAAAACACCUCGUUAUUCUUAGGAGUGAAAAACUAAUUUUUGAAACUAGACUGGUUAAGUUUAUAUACUUUUUACUACAAGUAUCAUGUUGACCUGGAAAAUACAUAAUCAACAUUAUAAAAAGAUUUAUAUUGUACGAUUCUUAAGUUAAGAAAAAAAAUUGAAUGUUAAAGAUUAAACAUUUUCCCAGUUUUUCUAUAAGUUUUAUAGACAAUAUAUCACUAGUGAGCUUAUUUAAAAGUUCUAGAUUUAUCAUGACUUUAUGAAAAAAGAAAGUAUGGAUCGAAUAAUGAUUAAUCGAUUACCGAUUUAACAAAAAAGUAUUGAGCUUUUAAAAUUUUUGAAUAAUAAUUUGCUAGCUUUUGAAAAAUAUUACCUGGAUUAAACUGGUAAAGCACAUGGAUUUAUUAUUUAAUAAUAUUGAAAAGUGUACAAUCCUAUUAGUUUGUAGUAGUAUUAAAAUAUCAGGUACAAAUCUAACUUUUUCAUACUGAUUUAGAUAUUUGCAAGAUUUAUUAGUACUUGUUCAUUGAUAGUAUGAAUAAAACAGUGAUCAAUAGUUAUAAUUUCCAAUUUUUAUAUAUUUUUUGAAUUGUAACAGUAUAUUUUUAUGCAUGUUUACGGACUUGUAGCAUCUAAUUUUGGAGUUCAAUUUAUUCAUAAUAAUUUUAUUCUUCUUGAAGAAUAAUGCCACUUGAAAUACAUAAUCUUUUAUUUUUAAUGAUCUAAACUUUGACAAUGUUUUAGUAGUGAUUUUCAAAGAAUAACUUGAGUGAAAUUUCACCUGUUGUGAUAUAAUAAUACAAUAAUAAUAUAGUAAUACACUUAUCUUUGAGAGUCACUACUAAGACUUGCUUUUUAUGUCGAAGAUUUAAAUCUAUUUUCGUAGAGCUGUCAUAUGUAUCUACCAAACGAAUCAUAAUUGUAAACUGAAACCAUUGAUUAGAUUUCAGAUUUAAAUUGAGCUUAUUACUUUAAUCAAUCGCAUUUAUAAUUAUUAUUAUAAAAUUAAUCUAAAGUCCUUAUAAAAUGCAGAAAUUGUAUUGUGAAAUUUUAUUGAAGUGUAGGGGUUUUUCUAAUAAUUUUUUCUGUUCUUUAAAAUCUAAUUCAUAUACUUUAAUUUUAAUGAAUUAUGUGUAAUGCUUUUCGCCACGAGUGAAUUCAGUGAUAGUAGUCAGAAGCACUACUGAAAACAAUCAUUUUGCGUGCCAAUCAAAUUUUUAAGAUUUUACAAAAAAUAUUGAUUGAAGUAAAAUCUCACCUAAUUAAAAUUCAACUAAUAGCAAUUUUCAUUCUUUUUUACAAACAUCCAAUGCACACACAAAUCAAUAGAGAUUUAUUUUAAUUUUCUUAAAUUUUAUGGUUGUGAUCACAAAAAAUUGUUUAUUUCAAUCAAUAUCUUAGAAGAACAUUAAUAGUCAUUUAAAACUAUAAUCAUGAAAUUUCCACAAUUAGCACAUCCAAAUUUACCGAACUUUUUACAUUUUAUCUAAUUUUUAAUGUAAUCAAAUUGUCCUUAUAUCACUGAAUUUACUGUGAGCUUCAUUUUACCAAUUUAAAUUAAUUUGGUGUAACAUUUGCUUUAUUCAAGUAUGAAAUUUAAAGUGUAAAUAUCGACAGGACAUUUUCUAUAAUGUUACAUAAAAUUCAUAAUUUAAUUAAUUUUCCUUAAUUUGUACAUUAAAUAUGUUUGUUUAAUUUUAAGUUUUACUGAAAAGAAUUUUUGUAAGUUGAUUGUAUUUGCAAAAGUGAUUUCAUUGCGUUAUAAAAUUUAAUAUUUCAACGAAGUACUAAAUUUUCCACAUCAUAGAGAGUAUUCGAUGCAAAGUAUAUUGUACCCAUCUAAGCAAAAAAGUGUAUACGGCCUGUUAUGAUACAAAACGUGAGCGUUCAUAAUAGAUUUACUACUUUUGUUGCUUGAAAUGGAUAUCAGUUGCAUUUGUAUGUUAGAAUUUUAAUGGUAUACUUUUAUAUGUAACAAGUCCAUCGAUACAUGUAAAUUAAUUGCUAAUGAAAUGUCAAAUGUACUGACAUACUAUCCAGUGUGAUUUGAAGUCAAUUAUUGCAAUUUUAUAUUUACGUGUAAACGGUAAAGAAUGUAAUUGUGGAAUAUCAGUACGUUUAUUUUUCUUAAUAUAAUUAGAUCGAGCUAUCGCUGCGUUAUAAAAUAUAUUUUUUAAUUAGUCUAAGCUAUUUGAUACUUUUAUAAAAAAAGCGUUCUCAUAGAGAACAGUGCCAUAGCGUGAAAAACGUUCAUUGCUCUACUAAAUACAUUUAUAAUUCUUUCUGUGUUUGAUAUGUAAAAGUUAAUAAAAAUACACCACUUGUCUGUAAAAA